GAACGCUGCAUGGCGAGCAAAGGGUUAAUUUCCCGUAAAACAAAUUAAAUAAUAAAGAAUGUUCCAUCUUUCUUGAUAACACAAUGUUUUGUACCUCCCGUAAAUUUUGCAAGUUAGGAUGCGCUACACGAGAUGAGAGUCCGACUAGAUCGGAAAUUCAGCAACGUCUUGGCACUAAUCUGGCACAAGUUCUUUUCGACUACAGCCAUCAAGAAGCUGUGACGCUGUUAGAUUCAGUACCUGCCAAACUUUCACAGCAAUUAUGUUGCAUCUCGGAAGACAGUCAGUUAAAGGCAGAUGCUAUAGGAACGUGGGCGGAAAAGCAGAAAAAUUUAAAAUCGUAUCUACAUAGUGAUAUUCUAGCACUGGGCGAAGAAGAAUUGAAGAAAUUUCAGACAGAAAUCGAAGUGAUAACACAGAAAAAAAUGAAGGAUGAAUUUGCAGAGGAAUGUCGUAUACUGGAAGCUGAAAAGAGAUUCGCUAUUAGAUGCAACGCAGAUGAAAUUCAUUCUAAAUAUGAGGAAUAUUUCAAAGCUGCUCAGCAAGAAUUGGCGGAGAAGUUGCAGGUAGAGUUGAUGGAUACAGAUGUAAAACGUAAUAAGGAAUUGCAAGAGGCUAUCACAAAAGUGCAAAUGGAUACAACACGCGAUGUGCUAAGAAAAAUUCGGCCUCAGAUGAAUUGGGUUGUUACAUCUCUUUAUAAUGAACUUGAGCAAACUCGCCGCGCACAGAAAGAAAAAAUGAUUAUUGAAUUUAAUAGCAUUAUGAGAAAACAGCAUCUCAAAUUUGAUGCAAUAAUCACGGAAAUUGAGAGGAAGAAAAUGGAAGAGUUGCAUAUUCAACGUCAUGAACUCGAAACACGAAAUGUAAUGAAUAUUUUUUAUACUUUUUUCUUGGAAGGAUUACGUAACAGUUUACAACUGCAAGCAAUAAACAAACAUUUUGAGGAAAAGAUUAAGUCAUUACAUGAACUUAUUGCUAAACAAGAAAAAACUAUGAAUACAAUGAGAGAAAAAAUUACAAAAUAUCGCAGUAAAAACAAAGUGCUUCAAGAAAAAAUUGAUGCUCUUACUAAGGAAUUUCAAAAAUUUAUAAAUUUUGCAUUUAAUACUUUACCAGAACAUGCUGACUUUUUAUUGCCAUUAGAUUUACUUUCUGUAAAUAGUACAAAUGAAGAAGACAGAUAA
Molecule: messenger RNA, 1187 nt
Organism: Cyphomyrmex costatus
Lineage: Eukaryota; Metazoa; Arthropoda; Insecta; Hymenoptera; Formicidae
Exons: 6
Coding region: 84-1187 (367 amino acids)
Source: RefSeq, a predicted model, not a curated record